AUGGCAGCGAACAGCCGGAACUUGAAACAAGUGCGGAUCGAAAACAGCUCCCCGGCGGCCCCGCUCGGCAUGGUGGGGGGCGGCGGCCUGAAGGGGAUGCGGGGCCUGGAGGCGGACAACGAGGUAGGGGCCAUGGCGCUGGCGCAGGUCAAAGAGGCUGGCGACGAGGAGCAGGAGGUCGGGUUCACCAUCGACAUCAAGAGCUUCCUCAAGCCCGGCGAAAAGAGCUACACGCAGCGCUGCCGUCUCUUCGUGGGGAACCUGCCCACCGACAUCACCGAGGAGGACUUCAAGCGCCUCUUCGAGCGCUACGGGGAGCCCAGCGAGGUCUUCAUCAACCGCGACCGCGGCUUCGGCUUCAUCCGCCUGGAAUCUAGAACACUGGCUGAAAUAGCAAAGACAGAACUUGAUGGUACUAUUUUGAAGAGUAGACCACUUCGUAUUCGAUUUGCUACACAUGGAGCUGCCUUAACAGUCAAGAAUCUUUCACCUGUGGUUUCCAAUGAGCUUCUGGAACAAGCUUUUUCUCAAUUUGGUCCAGUGGAGAGGGCUGUUGUUGUUGUAGAUGACCGUGGCAGAGCUACAGGAAAAGGUUUUGUAGAGUUUGCAGCAAAACCUCCGGCAAGGAAGGCUCUAGAGAGAUGCAGUGAUGGGGCAUUCUUACUAACAACAACACCUCGACCUGUUGUUGUAGAACCCAUGGAACAAUUUGAUGAUGAAGAUGGGCUACCAGAGAAAUUAAUGCAAAAAACACAACAGUAUCAUAAGGAAAGAGAGCAGCCUCCACGUUUUGCUCAACCUGGAACAUUUGAAUUUGAGUAUGCUUCCCGAUGGAAGGCUCUUGAUGAGAUGGAAAAGCAGCAGCGAGAACAGGUUGACAGGAAUAUUAGAGAAGCCAAAGAGAAACUAGAGGCAGAAAUGGAAGCAGCUAGACAUGAACAUCAGUUAAUGCUGAUGAGGCAAGAUCUCAUGAGGCGCCAGGAAGAACUGAGACGUUUGGAAGAACUUAGAAAUCAAGAGCUACAGAAACGCAAGCAAAUACAAUUGAGACAUGAAGAAGAACAUCGACGUCGUGAAGAAGAGAUGCUACGGCAGAGAGAACAGGAAGAACUGAGACGACAGCAGGAAGGAGGAUUUAAGCCAAAUUUCUUGGACAAUAGAGAACAGGAAAUGAGAAUGGGUGAUAUGGGUCCUCGUGGAGCAAUAAACAUGGGAGAUGCGUUUAGCCCAGCACCUGCUGGUAACCAAGGUCCUCCUCCAAUGAUGGGUAUGAAUAUGAACAACAGAGGAACUUUACCUGGCCCUGCACUGGGUCCUGGUCCUUCCAUGGGACCAGAAGGAGCUGCAAAUAUGGGAACACCAAUGAUGCCAGAUAAUGGAGCAGUGCAUAAUGAGAGAUUCCCACAAGGAGGCCCAUCACAGAUGGGUUCACCUCUGGUUAGUAGAGCAGGCUCCGAAACUCCUCAGCCGCCAAUGAGUGGUGUAGGUGCCGUGAGUGGUGGACCUGGUGGCUUUGGUAGAGGAAAUCCAGGGGGCAACUUUGAAGGACCUAACAAACGUCGCAGAUAUUAA
Molecule: messenger RNA, 1572 nt
Organism: Emys orbicularis (European pond turtle)
Lineage: Eukaryota; Metazoa; Chordata; Testudines; Emydidae
Gene: PSPC1
Product: paraspeckle component 1
Exons: 9
Coding region: 1-1572 (523 amino acids)
Biological process (GO): regulation of DNA-templated transcription
Cellular component (GO): nucleus
Molecular function (GO): RNA binding
Source: RefSeq, a predicted model, not a curated record